UUUCAACAUGUCACGAGUCCGGCGGCAGGGACGGAAUACACGGCGCGGUUUCUAACUGUCACGGGAAGGCAUCUGUACACGAAAAUGACCUUAUUGUGAAGAAUGGCAACCUCACACCUCCUCGACCGCCGGUGUCAUUGAGUUGAAGCCCUUGAAGUUCCUCCUGGAAGCGCUCGGUAUGUGUCGGUUUGUUGGCAAAUCAUAAUUAUCGACUACCAUCACGUGGGUGCCCAUACGGACGGCUAGACCUUUGUCAUUCAACUCCGCACGAGCGAGUUGUAUUGGGAAUAAGUCUGCUGGAAGCAUAAUAGAUAUGCGGAAGUGGAUGUCGAAAUCAGCGGGCGCAUCCUUCCAUGGCUUCGUAUCGUAGUCUACCUGGUAGACUGUCUACGAUUCUUGUUGCAUGGUGUGUUGUGGAUGCGAAGCCCCUCAGAUCUCUUGAUAUUCCGCGGGCCUUUCGGCUAUCACCUUCGGAAGGAGAGAGAAUAUCGCCGGAGCGCGGACCCAGGUCGUGCGAAAGUCGUUUCGGCGUAUGUUUCCCACGUCGGCAGCGGGUUCGACCUGUAUUCGCGGAUCCACCCGGACGACGACCGUCUGAGACAUACAUUUGUCCUUCCAUGAGUUUGUGUUCAUUACUGAAUCGAAAACAUUCCAUUUUGAAUCGUGCGAGUCCCAAGAUGUGGAAUGCGGAUCAGACCGCAACGCUUUCGAUGACGACCAUUGUAGAUGGAGGAAGAAUGGGAAUAAUCGACCGAGGACGAGAAACUCGUUUCUGUAGGCGUUCCGCGACCCCCGAAACAAUCAUCAGCAGCCAGCACCGCCCCCGCAGUCCCAGCUCGAGCCCUGUGGUCUUCUGAUUGAGAUGGCGACGAGUGGUGGAUAGAUUGAAAUCACGGCGAUCUUGAAAUGACCUUCAUAGCCCCCGGCAUUCUCGACUCAAAUUGGACGGGGUUCAAA
Fimicolochytrium jonesii is the source of this 957-nucleotide messenger RNA. RefSeq lists its product as uncharacterized. The record is from RefSeq and is a predicted model, not a curated record. Bases 354 to 857 code for a protein of 167 amino acids. The transcript has a single exon. NCBI's taxonomy places the organism in Eukaryota, Fungi, Chytridiomycota, Chytridiomycetes, Spizellomycetales, Powellomycetaceae.